Messenger RNA from Vanessa atalanta (red admiral), 5594 nucleotides. RefSeq lists its product as uncharacterized. Gene Ontology annotation, biological process: regulation of small GTPase mediated signal transduction; activation of GTPase activity. Lineage: Eukaryota; Metazoa; Arthropoda; Insecta; Lepidoptera; Nymphalidae. The transcript has 18 exons. Bases 2 to 4567 code for a protein of 1521 amino acids. Gene Ontology annotation, cellular component: cytoplasm. Gene Ontology annotation, molecular function: GTPase activator activity; protein binding. The record is from RefSeq and is a predicted model, not a curated record.
CAUGCAAUCCCCUUCACCACGACUACGUCACUACAGGACGAUGACCGCAAUUUGCUUCGUCUGCAAUCUACCAAUUCUAUCCCACCAAGUUGGCUUAGUGUGGGCUGGAGGAAACGGAUGGGACGAGCUUACACGGUCAACAUUAGAAGAAACCACACUUCGACAAAGACUUGGCAAUCGAAGAGAUUCCUCUGCACAAGUAUGUUGUGUUUCACCUCCAGAACCAGAUGUUGCAGAUCAACCUCGAGGUGGUCCCAGACGCCGCCGUUCUUCGUUGGCCCAAUUAACAGAUAUUCUACGAGAAUGGGGGGGAGGUGGAAGUAAUGCACCAAGACGUCAACGCGCUCCUUUAUCGAGACGCGAAACUUUAGCAGACCUGGCCCGAUCGCUACCAUGGGCCCGCCAUGAACCACCACCACGUCGGCGACGUGAUUCUUCAGCAGAUUCUGGUAUUAAAUCAUCUGCUUCAAAAAGACGAGACUCAAAAGCAAUUAUACCACAUGAUUUUCGAUCUGAAUUUCCUACAUGUUUGGAACGUAAAGAUUCCACUACAGUUAUUGCUUCAAGAGAUCGCCGUGUUAAGAGGCGUGGCUCAAGUGAUGGCAAAGAACGCAGAGAUUCUGUUGAAGGUCAUCGACACCGAAGAGAUUCCGUAGCAGCUCCCCCGCCGCGAAUUGUUGCAACUCAUAGGAAAAGGAGAGCCUCUCCUCCUACACCGGCGCCUCCCUCAUUUGUUGAUGCUUCAUCAGAUCCCGGUCCAUCUACUCAUGUACCAGCUGUUACAGUAGUAACUGUACAUGAACCGAGCCGGUCAGAUGGAGAAUGCCCACCAAUGACUAUGCCAACAAUAAUCACUUCAGCUGUAACACCUUCACCCACGUCUCCGACAAUACCAACUUCUAAUGCUACUCAAACAACACAAGCUUCACAAGCAUGUCAAGCUAUACCAGUAACACCGAUAACUCCUAGUGGAAGAACGCCUCCAAACUUAGGUGGUCGAAGAGAUUCCACUACUCAGUGUGGUCGAGCACGAAGAGACUCACGAGCCACUGCUAGUCCAGAACGUAGAUUAGGUAGACUGCAACGACAAGCAACAGCGUUUGAUGAUCCCAUAGGACCCCCUGGAACACGACGUCGAGAUUCAGGGCCAAACUUGGACCCUGAUGAUGCCGGAAGAGCAAGGCGAGACUCUUUAAGUCCAGAUUCAGCAGCACGACCGCGUCGAGAACGAAAUCAAUUAAGCCCUGAUAGAGCAGGAGGUGGAGAACUCAGUCCAUCAGCAGCUCGUAGGCGCAGUCGCUUAAGAAGACAAGCAUCCUGUGCUCGUGUUGGUCGAGCACGAAGUCCAGAAUCGAGCUCGUGUUCCAGUCGAGACCCCAGUCCAUGUGCACGGCCACCUGAACGAACAAUGUUUAGACGACAAUCGACAACUGAGGAGAUACUAAUUGCACGUGGCUUUCGACGUCAAUCCACUACUGAAGAAAUGAUCCGGUGUAGAAAUUUCAGACGACAAAGUUCCCAAAGUGACGACGCAUGCAUGCGGGCUCGUGGUCGUCGAGACUCCUCCACACAAAUACUUGACGGCACCAUUGGAACGAUGACAGUGGAGACUACAAGCACAUUUUUCGAUUCGAGUACUCAAACAGAACCGUCCCCAUUGUACGACAACAACCAUUAUCACGAGGAAUGUCUUCGCUGCAACUCCUGUGGGUUGAACCUAACUGGGCCCAACCAAAAACGUGCUCGCCGCUUCAAGAAUCAAAUCCUGUGCGAUUUGCACUUUGCGGACGUGGCGCUGAUGGAGUGCAGCGACUUCAUGCAGCAGUUGCGCAGCUUUAAGCCCCAGUCGCUGGGCUGCGCCGUAGCACGGCGCAAGUCUUCCACCACACUUAUCUUCCCGCUGCCACCACAAGCGUGUUCAGACGAGUUUUGCGAAGAAUACCCACACAACCUCAUCCCGACGCCUGGUUACUGGAUUGAAUGCUCACGCCAGAAGAUCGCGACUGACACGAUCUGGGACGAAUCGGAAUCAGAACACGACAGUGGGCCAGAUGGAGAUGGUGGUGAGUUCCACCGUAGAAGAUCAGGAUCCCUUGACGAAGCAGCAGAGGACAGCAGCGAUAAUGGAGGGAGCACGCCAAAGAAAAAAACAGCAAUUGAGGAACAGUGGGAGAGGUCAGGUGGCUUCGAACUCACAUCAGUGGAACAAGAGACGUAUGAGAAAUACUUUUAUGGAACGGAACAUUGGAACUAUUUUACAAGUGACGAGGACCUGGGACCCGUGAUAUUGUCGAUAAAACAGGAAACUCUUAAUGCAAGAGACCAGUUUCGAAUCCUAGUCCGGGCAAUAAGCUACACUGUGCACGGGCUAAUUCCGGCUUCCUGCGUGUUUGCUGAUCGUUACAAUCGCGAAGAAGUUGUACGAUCCCUCGGCAAGGAAGUCAACAUCAACCCCCCUCUUAUGUUGGGACAGUUGCCUGAUACACCCGAGGAACUGCUCAAAUUAGACCAAGUAUUCAUCAAAUCAGAGCUAAAGGUUGGGGUGAUAUAUGUGAAAGAAAAUCAAUACACCGAGGAGGAAAUUUUGGACAAUAAUGAGAACUCUCCGUUUUUUGAGGAGUUCUUACAAGUUCUCGGCGAAAAAGUUCGUCUCAAAGGCUUCGAUAAAUACAAAGGUGGACUAGAUACAGUACAUGACUUAACCGGGUUAUAUUCUGUCUAUACGAAUUGGAGAGGAAUUGAAAUCAUGUUCCACGUGUCAACUUUAUUGCCAUACGAAAAACAUGACGCGCAGAAACUACAAAGGAAGCGUCAUAUAGGCAACGAUAUUGUAUGUGUGGUGUUUCUGGAAGCAGACAAUACAGCCUUUUCACCGGCGUGUAUAAAAAGCCAUUUCUUACACACGUUUAUAUUAGUAAGGGUGUCAGCCAAAACUAAAAGGCGGCCCACUAGAUAUGAAGUAUCGGUCGUCACCAGGGACGAGGUGGGCGCCUACAAGCCGUACUUGUGGGAACAGAGCGUGUUCGACAAAGGGCCCAUGUUCAGAGAAUGGUUACUAACUAAAAUAGUCAACGGUGAAAGGGCGUCAUACUCAGCGCCUAAGUUUGCAAGAAUGCAAGAACGCACAAGGAGUCAAAUGCUAGAAGACAUUGUUGCCAAUUUACAAAAUCACGCUGAAACUGGACAAAUACCAAAACCAUAUAGAAGAGGAUCAUGGCGCCCCAUCGGUCAUAUGAGACCAUCAUCUCCCCUCCUAGAUUCAGUAAGAGAUCAAUUUGAAGACUACGACCAAUUAGCCAAAGACUUCACGCGAGUUUUCCUUAACAAUGAACUAAACGCUGCACAAAAUGCCCAACUUUUCGACGUUGUGUUUCUAGUUGGGCAGUCGAAACAGAAAACAAAGUUUAUUGGCGUACGAGCUAUAUUAGGUGUAAGAAGCCGAGUAUUCCAAGAAAUGCUUUACGGUAUACAAACUGGAUUUGGUUCUCCACAAGUGCCCGUGGCAGAAUUGCUCGCACGACCAGCGCCUACUCUCCUGUCACCAACACCUGCUCGGCAAAAAAGUAGCAACUUUCUACAAGUGCCGGACAUCGAGUCACCGAGACCAAAAAGCGUGCCUAGUUCGCCAAUGGUAAAAAGAGCUUUUUCCCGACUGGGCACAAUAACAGCAGGUUGGGGACGAUCCAUACGAAAACAACAUUCACAACUAAAUGCCGAUGACAAAAAGAAAUGGGCUAGUUCCCAAGAUUGUUCAAAUAAGGAAAGUAAAGACAAGGAGAAAGAUAAAAAUGCCGCUCUGGCAGUGCCAAGGCUAUCAGUAUGCGCUGAUGCGCAAAAAGUUGAUCGUGCCAAACUUGCUCAGACUGAGUUCUCUAUUAUCGAAUUUGAUCCGGAAACAUUUAGAAUACUCUUGGACUACUUGCACACGGGCAGUUGUCCACUAACUUGUGCCUCCAUUCCCGGAUUGAUCUGCGCCGCUGAGCACUACGAUCUACCGGAGUUACUUCAAGCUUGCUUCCAUCAUGCAAAACAAUUUUUAAGAAUAGAAGUGGUAUGCACAAUGCUCAUAUCAUUGGAAAAUUACUACUGGCGAUAUACGUCAGCUUCGGAACUGGUAAACAUGAUUUUGGCCUUCAUUGAACAGAGAGCCUAUGCGCUCUUCCAGACUUCUGAAUUUCUAAAUCUCUCCGAAUCUAUGGUACAGAUGAUCAUGUGUAGAAAUCUUGAAGUACCUGAGGUAAGAAAAUUCGAAGCAAUGCUUAGUUGGGCCCGUAAUAAGAUCAAAGCUAAAUCUGCCAAUAAGACUGAUGCCAAAAAUGAAUUUAAAUGCAUUAUGGAUAGGCUAGCCAGGGACUUGAAACUGCAUAGAAUAUCGCCACAGGAAUUGAUUAAAGUGGUUCUACCAUCAAAGGCUAUUAAGAAUGAGCGUAUCCUCGAGACAUUGAUGCAUCAAGCGAAUUCGGGAAUGUACAGGAUACAAGAAGGUUAUAUUGAGGCUUGCCAACAACGUCUUCAAAAGCAGGACUCGAGAUUUUCCGAAUUCGAAAGUUUUGACUACGGAAUAUAAACUUGGAGCUGUGAGGAAUAUCAGUGUAUUAGAUAGAAUGCGAAGAGCGAUAGGAUUGGGUUCUUCUCAUUGUGGUAUGAUGACGCCUUCUAAAAGUAUUAUUGUUAUAGAUGUACUUUAGUAGAGGUGCGAGAAAUAUUUGUACACUUCUCGGAUACCUAUUCCUUGUUGUUGUUCAUUGAUACCUAUAUAUUUUUUACAUCUAGCUAGACGUGUUCAGUAUAAUCAUCUGUAUUUUUGGUACCAAAGUUUGAGAUAAAACGUUGUAGUCUGGCGUAAUAAAAAAUAAACCAGUAUUUGAUGUAGUAUAUUACUAAGAUUUAUAAAGAUUAAACGAGAAGAGUCACUUCUGUGAUCAGAUUUGUAAUAAAAUAGAUAAUCUGGUUCGGGACCUGGGAAAAAAUUGUUUAAUUACAUAUACUUAUAUUAUUUUUUAUAUUUACAAUUACAAUAAACCUUAUGAUGUGAAAAAUAUCCGCCCUAACAGUUAACUAAAAGCGGAAUCAUUUUGCUCACUGUACAAUUUAGACUUUGGAGGCAUCUUUCUAUCUCUAAGUACCAGUAUACCACUUUUACGAUUUAGUGUCUGAAAAGAUCCAUUCCGAAUAAUUGCUUGUACAUCUGGCACGCAAAAAUUGACUGAUUGCUGAUAAAAGAUUAGAUAUAUUAUAAAUACAUAUAAUCGAAUUCUAAAUGUUAGAUGUAAAAUGUUACAUUAUUCAAUAAUACAUAUAGUGUACUCAGUAAACAAUAACAAAUAUUAAGUUUAUGUAGAAUAAAGUGUGUAGUUGAAUCUCAACUGUGAGAUCUCUUCAUUCCUGCAAUAGGUCCCUCGUAUUCACUGUAUAUCGACAACUUUAAUUAUUUUUCUUACUCUAAUUGAAUGUAAAUGCUCUCUUCUCCUGUGAUUCGCACAAUCUUAUAUUAAAUGUAUAUCAUAUAUUAACAUUUACAACUUACAUAUAUUUUAUUCUACAAAUGAAGCUUUAAAUUUCCCAUUAAACCUUCGUGUGCCUACAUUGUAGUA